Molecule: messenger RNA, 2335 nt
Organism: Closterium sp. NIES-67
Lineage: Eukaryota; Viridiplantae; Streptophyta; Zygnematophyceae; Desmidiales; Closteriaceae
Source: the annotation of a GenBank genome assembly
AACAUAUCUGUUCCUAGAGGUCAUCCUACGAAGCACCUCUGCGGUGCCUGCUGGAGAACCAAAUAACGCAUUCGCGUAGCUCACUUCCAGAAGCCGUCCUCGUCCUAACCAUUCCUUUUCACUCAGUCUUAGACCUUCCAAUCUGCUAACUAGAGCCUCACGACAACUUCUUACGAUAGACAAGAGACUUGACGUCGUCUUGGAAGAGUUUUUAGGAUAAAACCCCCCUGGUCAAACUUCACGCCGACAUGGCCACGUCAGCAACGUGUAAUAUCCAGCUAGGCGCACUUGGCGCACAGUCAGUGCGGCGGGAGAUCAGCCGCCAUUCAAUAUCGCAACGUAGUCUGCGGUUCGAUGGCCGACUCGAUGGGAGACUCUGCUCCGCUUUUUUGUCCGGAAAUCAGAGCGAAAGAUCCACGAUUUCAGGAUCCUGUAGUUCCAUUUUCCAGGGGACCAACCUCAGACUACCGAGGAAUAAGCUUGUUACGAGGACUCCAGGAAAUUUCUCGUCGCGGCUAUCGGUGCGAGCCUCGGCAGUUUCGAGGAAUGGCGACACUCGCGAGGUGUGGGAGGUGCCGCCGUCGUGGCGCGAUUUCCCAAUUGUCCGCACAAUCGCGGGCGUCGCCGUGCUAUUCGCGAUCGAGCGGGCGCUCGCAGCCACCGCGCGCGCCUACAGCUUCCCCGUGCCCGCGCCCGUGCUGAUGCUGGCGGGAAUCGGCGCGCUUAUGGCGACCGGGACUAAGGCGGCGGAGAUGGUUUAUGACUGGUCCUACCCCGCCAUCUCGUUCUUCGACCAAUGGAUGCCCCUCUUCUUCGUCCCCUCCGUCGCAUCUAUCGCUCUCGCCCCCCUCCCAACCGGCAUAGCCCUGACCAAGUCCAUCGCCCUCCUCCUCUCCUCCUACCUCCUCACUCUCUUCCUCUCCGCCCUCCUAGCGCGCUCCAUAGGCUACCUACUAGACUCCUGGGGGUCCUUUGUUACUAGCCUGGCGGAACGGGGGCGGAAGGGCGCGGGGAGGGGGGGGAGGCGGAAGAGGGGGCCGUUGGGGGACGGGAGCAUGAGCGACGGGGAGAAGGUGGAGCGGCUGGGGGAUGCUGCGCGCAUGUGGGGGAAGCAGGCGGCCCAAGUGGGCGCCAAGGCGCUGGCGAAGGCAGCUAUGGGCGCAGGGGAGAAGGACGUGCAGCAGUUGGCAGUGAAAGCAGCCAAGGCGCUGGACAAAGUGGCAGACAGCAUCAAGACCCCCGCCAGGCAGAAACUGCCGCCGCUACCCCUGUCCUCAGCUAAAUACCUCUAUCUCGCCGCGGCUGUCAUGCUCUCACCUGCGCUCCUAACGCCCGUGCCCACCGCACCAAUGGUGGCGCCUGGUCUUCUCCUUCUCUCCAUCGCUGUCUUCCAGUCCGCCAAGACCCUACCUGCCAACAUCCGCUCGCUGCUGGUCCCCACGGUGGCAGCAGGCGGAAUCAUGACGGCCAUGAUGGCCAUGUACGGCUCCUACGCGCUCAACAACUGGCAGGCGGGAAUUCGCCUGUACUCGCAGGGCGCAGGUGCAUUUCUGGUGGCUUUGAUUGGCCCUGCUGUGGGAGCGUUGGGCUUUAAGGUGCACACGGAGAAGCCCCUGCUCAAGAGAUAUGCACUUGAUAUCGCUGCCACGUGUGCUAUCAUGGCGCCAGUUCAGUUCGUCGUGACAGCACUGCUAGGAAGACUCCUCAUGGCGCCAAAGCUGGUCGUCAACUCGCUCAUUCCCUCGCAUACCACGCUAGGGCUGGCCAUAGAGAUGGUGCCGCUCCUCUCUGCCAGCACAGGGCUGGUGGUGGCGGGUGUGACUAUAGCGGGCACCACUGGCAUCAGCACAGCCAGGACUUUGCUGGAUCAGUGGAAGGUGCGCGAUGCCAUCCACAGAGGGCUAGCUGUGGGCAUUGCCUCCCACUCGCUCGGCACCUCGGCUCUGGUUGCUGAGGAGCCACGCUCUGCUGCAGUGUCGGGACUGGCCUUUGCGCUAAAAGGCACACUCAGCGUUAUCCUUAUAUCCAUUCCAGCCUUCAGAGUGGCGUUGCUCCAAUUAGCCGGUACUGCCUAGCUGCACUGCACACAUCACAGUGCGAGUUGGAGGCAUUUUUUUCGGUUCCCAAUGAGUGAAGGGGAGAGUGGGAAAAUUUUCAUGCUUUACUUUUAUGUACAACACAUUUCUGUUAUGUUAUCGAGAGAAUGGGUAACUAAGGAAAAAUUCUGAGUAGUCAGGUUUCAGUUUUCCUGGUAGUCUGAUUUCUCAGGAUCCAGUAACUUUCAAGCCUGAUUUCUUCAGGGUUCGCAAGUAUGAAUCAGAGUCGUGAUUUUACC